Alternaria rosae is the source of this 1495-nucleotide messenger RNA. RefSeq names its product MFS monocarboxylate transporter. Gene Ontology annotation, cellular component: fungal-type vacuole membrane. The record is from RefSeq and is a predicted model, not a curated record. The transcript has 3 exons. Gene Ontology annotation, biological process: transmembrane transport. Lineage: Eukaryota; Fungi; Ascomycota; Dothideomycetes; Pleosporales; Pleosporaceae. Gene Ontology annotation, molecular function: transmembrane transporter activity. The coding region runs from base 104 to 1495 and encodes 463 amino acids.
GCCUUACGAAAGCAAGACCAUUGGGUCAUCUUCAAGUACAGUCAACAAAUCCUCCUAUCGCAUUCUUCCAUUCAAUCUGGUCCACGUGCUGGCAACCAGGGAGAUGUCUAACGAUCCCAUCGAAAGCACACCAGCAACGACUGCCGUUGAACCAAACGACCAAGAUUCACCCCCACGAAGCGACGUGGAAGAGAAAUGUAUCUCACAGCUCCAUGAGGACCCUUGCGUACUGCCUUCCAACUUCCCAACCAUGGACAAAGGAAGACACGCCUGGCUCUUCCUCACCGCAGCCUUCGCCAUCGAAUUCUUAACCAUCGGCCAAUCCUUCUCCUACGGCCGCUUCCAAUCCUACUACACCACGCACGCCCCCUUUGCUUCCCAAUCCUCCUCCUCUUUCGCCGCUGUAAUAGGCGUCCUGAAUCAAUCUCUAAUCCUCGUCUUCCUACCCCCCAUCCUGUACCUCGCGCGCCGGAAACCGCACUUCGCACGCUGGAUGGCGACAAUCGGUCUCUUCGGCUGUGUUGUCUCCAACAUAGCUAGUUCCUUCUGCACUAGCAUAACGCAGCUCAUGUUUACCCAGGGCGUGCUGCAGGGUGUGAGUGGUAGUGUAGCGUUUUGUCCGCUGUUGGUCUUCGCAGAUCAGUGGUUCGAUAAGAGGAAAGGAUUGGCUUUUGGGGUUAUUGGUGCUGGAGGUGGAUGCGGAGGGCUAGUUCUGCCUCUCCUGAUCAAUGCGUUGCUAAACCAUGUGGGAUAUCAGAGUACGAUGCGGGUUUUGGCUGGUAUAAUGUUUGGGGUGGGGAUGCCGUUGGCGUGGUUUGUCAGACCGAGACUUCCAAUCACAGUAGUCGUGACUGAAGAGAAGAAGUUCUGGAACUGGAAGCUCAUUCUUUCAAGGUCUUUCUUGUUACACCAAAUUGCUAAUCUCAUUCAAGGUGCAGGGUACUAUCUCCCUGGUAUUUACCUCCCUACCUUCACCCGCGAGGUGUUCGGUGCAUCAGAUUGGUUGUCUACGGUCUCACUCAUGUUACUCAAUGUAUCCGCUAUGGUUGGUCUCAUCAUCAUGGGAUACAUGACCGAUCGAUUUAACUCGCGAGUCUGCAUUGCGGUCUCCGCUACGGGCGCUACGCUCUCUGUCUUCCUUUUCUGGGGCUUGGCUACACAAAUCGCUGUUCUAUACAUCUUCUGCAUCUUAUUUGGUUUGUUUGCCGGCGGCUUUCCGGCAGCGUGGCCGGCUGUCAUGAGGGAGAUGGCGAAGAAGGGGGAGGAGAGGGGAUUGGGACACGUGGAUACUAUUCUCAUAUUCUCGCUGUUUUGCCUUGCCAGGGGAGUUGGAAAUAUUGUGGCUGGUCCAAUGAGUGAAGCGCUUGUUGGUGGCAUGCCUUGGAAAGACGAGGCACUUGGGGGCUAUGGAAGUGGUUAUGGUGGACUUGUUGUCUUCUGUGGGCUGAGUUCCUUGGUUAGUGGGAUGAACGCGUUGUGGUAUCAUCUGAUGUAG